Aureobasidium namibiae CBS 147.97 is the source of this 837-nucleotide messenger RNA. RefSeq lists its product as uncharacterized. NCBI's taxonomy places the organism in Eukaryota, Fungi, Ascomycota, Dothideomycetes, Dothideales, Saccotheciaceae. The record is from RefSeq and is a predicted model, not a curated record. The transcript has a single exon. The coding region runs from base 1 to 837 and encodes 278 amino acids.
AUGUCGUCGACCGAAGCAUCUUCUCCUUCAUCUUCUCAGGAGCAUAUUUCUCCUAUUUCGACGCCUGCAACCACACCACCAAGGUCCCUUACCAUCGUCUCUCCUACUGCCAUCUCCCUUGCCAUCCAUCACCUGGCAUCUACCCCUGAACGUCCUGCUCCAGGCGCGUUCAAGUUCUUGCCUGAAGGCACGGAGUUGAUCUGGCGUUCAACUACAGAGCCCGGGUCCCCGUGGAAACACCCUGUGCUCGUCCUCCCGAGCGAGGACCUGGAUUCGGAUUUUGUUCGUGUGUUGUUCGCAACCACGACAGACAUCGUCGACCGCUUCAAAGCGAGGAGGUGGGGCUGCAACUAUGUCCUUAUCGAAGGCCAGCAGCACCCCUGGCGCGAAGCGCUUCCCCUUGCUCAGGGGGCCUUCGGAAGAGCCACAAGUAUCGACGUGACCACGGUGUACAAAGUACGCUGGCAGGAUCUCCAGGAGAUCAAUAUCAAGAGCGCAGACGGACUUGCUCCAUGCCUGUCGGCUGAGACUUUGGAGAGAGUCGUGGAGUAUGUCAAGGCCCCAGUGGCUGACAUGUUCACUCCUCUCAGGGGAUCGGAAACCCCAUUCAACACCUCGAUUACACCUGCUGUGCAAGCCUCGCUCGACCCUGUACUGCCUACUCCUGCUCCUGGUACAGACCCGGUCGCCGCCCUGGCUCCUGUAUCCCCUCAAGGUACAGGACCGAAAUACGUGGCGCCUCAUCUCAGGCAGGCUAACGGCCUGAAGAGGAAGCUCUCGCCAACGGCUCCGGUGUUCAAGUUGCACCCAGCACACUGCAACGCAUCUUGGAGAUGA